Messenger RNA from Vicia villosa (hairy vetch), 780 nucleotides. RefSeq lists its product as uncharacterized. The record is from RefSeq and is a predicted model, not a curated record. Gene Ontology annotation, cellular component: mitochondrion; nucleus. Lineage: Eukaryota; Viridiplantae; Streptophyta; Magnoliopsida; Fabales; Fabaceae. The transcript has 5 exons. Bases 135 to 563 code for a protein of 142 amino acids. Gene Ontology annotation, biological process: mitochondrion organization.
UUUGGCACCCCUAUAUAUUAUUAUAAGCUGAUAACAUCUUCCCCAAAUACUUGGCAUAUACAUAAGCCGAGAUCAUUUCUGCCACCUAAAAUCCCCUUUGCCCUCUUUCGCUUCUCUGCUCUAAAACUUCAUCCAUGGCUCGCCGUAGCUCCGGUGGAAGAUCUGCUCGUCCUACUCCACGUGCUGCACCAGCUCGCCCCGCUCCAGCCAACCAUGCUCCUCCUCCAGCUAAUGUUCAGAGCGGCGGUGGAUCUAUGCUUAGUGGUAUUGGUUCAACCAUAGCUCAAGGUAUGGCUUUUGGCGGUGGAAGUGCAGUGGCACACAGGGCUGUGGACGCUGUUAUGGGUCCUCGCACUAUUCAACAUGAAACUGUAGUUAGUGAGGCUGCGGCUGCUGCCCCUGCACCAACUGCCAACUCUUUUGGUGGUGAUGCAUGCAAUAUUCAAUCAAAGGCUUUCCAGGAUUGCCUGAACAAUUAUGGAAGUGAGAUAAGCAGGUGCCAGUUUUACUUGGAUAUGCUAUCAGAAUGCAGAAAGAACUCUGGAUCCUCAUUGAGCAUGUAACUCUGUCUAAGAUGUUUACAACUAGAGAAAGAUAUUAAUUAAAUAAAUUUUUAUUUAACUGGUGACAACUAGAGAAAGAUAUUAAUUUAAUAAAUUUCUAUUUAACUGGUGGCAAACUGGGAAAGUUGCAUGGAAGGAUCUAUUGUUUAAUUUUUUAUUGAUACUUGAAAGCUGUUUAGUUUGUCUAUCGUAAUAUUUUUUUUAUUGAUACUUGAAA